Messenger RNA from Dentiscutata erythropus, 132 nucleotides. The record is from the annotation of a GenBank genome assembly. Lineage: Eukaryota; Fungi; Glomeromycota; Glomeromycetes; Diversisporales; Gigasporaceae.
AAAUCUCAUGUUGUGAAACAAAAAGUUGGGAGGAGAUGUAAUGGAAGAUUUGAAUAUGAGAGUGGAUGCAAUAAAGAUUGGGAAAAGGUGAAUGUAAGAUUAAGUAGAGAAAGAGGCGUAGUAAAUGAGUAG